AACAAGGACAUACGAUUAUUGUAUUCUCAGAGAAAACAGCAAAGUAAGCUUUCUACACCUUCAAAACGUGUAGAUAUUCUAAAAGCUAAAUAAAAUAAAAAAAAUAGAAAAAGCAAUUCAGUUGUAGUUUGAAGCACAUGCACAAAACUAACUCUUAGAAUGGGACUGUCGAAACUUUAGAAGAAAUCAUAGCUUUAGUUACACUUUGUUUCCUUUUCAUUUCAGCAGCAGAUUGUUUGUGGUUCGGUUCGGUGUGGACUGGGCCGUCGGUAGGAGGAGUUCUGGGGGAGAGUAGAGAGGGAGUGUGGUUGUUGUUGAUGUCUGUGUGCGAGGGGGGGGGGGCGUCUUGGAAGACUUUCGGGGGGUCUAUAAAGUCGUGCCGCCGCUGUGAUGACCGCUGCACUCACAAUGAUGAUGAUGGACUUCAUGGAGGACAAGUUUGGCUUGAAGAACCAGGCCAUGAAGGCCGCGGACUACUUCAUGGAGCCGGCUAUGGAGAGUCUGGAAGGCGGCGUCUACUUCGCCAAGUCUCCCCCGAAAUGCGCGCAGGCCUUUGGCGAACACCGCGUCUCCCCUCGCUCGGACCAGCACGGCGGCUACGGCGCAGCCAAAGCGGAGGAGCUGCCCGGCUCGGCGGCGUCAUGUUGCCGCGGCGACGAUGCGGACGAGUCGAUGGCGGACAAGGGCGACGACAAGGUGACGAGCAGCAAGAAGCGACGCCACCGGACCACCUUCAGCAGCGCGCAGCUCGACGAGUUGGAGAAGGUCUUCCAGAAGACGCACUACCCGGACGUGUACGUGCGCGAGCAGCUGGCCACCAGGACCGAGCUGACCGAGGCCAGGGUGCAGGUGUGGUUCCAGAACAGAAGAGCCAAAUGGAGGAAGCGGGAACGUUAUGGACAAAUCCAACAAGCUAAAAACCACUUUGCCUCCGCCUACGACUUGUCUGUGCUGCCUCGCACCGACGGCUACGGGCAGCAGAUUCCAAACAACUUGUGGUCCGGUGCCCCUCCGGCAGGUCCCGUGGUGUCCCCCUGCAUGCUGCCCCGCGGUUCACCCCCCUGCGUGGCCUCCUACUCCCCGCGCUCGGCCUCUUCCGCCGCCGGGGAACACGGCUACUUCUCCAACCAGCAGAACCAGUUCGGCCAUGUCUCCCUCAACAACUUCUGCGGCGACCCACUUCUCUCGCCGGCCGCCAACGGCCACCACGCCUUCGAAACCAAGCCCGAGUUUGAGAGGCGCUCGUCCAGCAUUGCCGUGCUGCGCAUGAAGGCGAAGGAGCACGCCGCUAACAUCUCCUGGGCCAUGUGAUCCCGCUUCUAGACCCAAAGACACUUGGACACUCAAACCAAAGAAACAUUUUUGAAGCUCAGGAGUGACGUGGGCUCAAUGCUUGGGCUCACAAAACCCACUCUCAUCUUUUAAUGGUCACAUGUUGACCCACUUCUAGAACCAAAGAAAGAUUUACCAACUAGAACCAAAAAAACCACCCAGGGCUCAAGAUUCAGGUGGACUCCAGUUAUCGCACAGGAAGGAAAUAUAAAAAGACGUGUUUGGAGACACAGUUGGACAUGCUGAUACAAGUUGGCAAAGGCUGACCCGCUUCUGGAACCAAAGAAACUUCUAGAGCCAAGGAAUGAUGUGGAACCAACUUAACACACAUGAAGGAAAUAGUUCUUGCACAUGAAUGCAAUAAAAAACACGCUGUUGUGAUACCACGUUUGGACCCUUGGAAUGCGCCCGCGUGUUGACAUGGUCGCAUGCUGACUCGCUUCGAGAGCCGAUUGCCGAUGUAACUUUGAGCCACUUCUAGAACCUAACGAAACACUUUUGAGGCUCUGGGGUGAUGAAGACUAGUGAACGCAAUAAAUAAAAUUCCACUGCCAGAGUUUGGAGACGGAUGUGAUACCACAAUUGGACGCAAUGAGCUGCUUCUAGAAACAAAGGAACACUUUUGAGAAUGAUGUGCACUCAAGGCACCAGAAUGAAAUCAAAGACACCACUUGUGAUUGGAGGCAGAUGAGAUCACAAGUCUGGACUCACGGAGUGCGCCGUGUGUUUUUGCCGCAACUUGAAUUAAAAACAUGGACCUGCUUCUGGAAACAAACAAACACGGUUCCACUUCUGAGGUAUAAACAAAACCUGUUUCUUGUUUCUGUAAAAAUAUACUGGCCAAACUCUGGAACCAAAGAAACAUUAACCUGCUUCUGCUUCUAAAAAAAAAAAAAAAAAAACUUGUCUGCGGGGAGAAAAAAAGUGCACUUGUGGAAAAAAAAAUCUAAAUUGUGUUCCAUUUUUGUCACAACAACAGCAACAACAAAAACAUUCACCUUUUGACCUCCCACCCACAAGCUCCUAAAUACUGACCUACUUCUUCAACCAAAGAAAUGCUACCUACUUCUAGACUAGAACAAAAUAAAUGAAAAAACAAACAAAGGAACGAAAAAAAUAAAUAAAAUACUAUACCCUACCUCCCAAUAAAACCCCCAAAACAUUAACACGUUUGGAGCAAAAAACACACUUACGGUAACAAUGGCGCUGACCAAACCAAAGCAAAAACACAAAGACCCAUUUCUAGAAGAAAAUUAAAAAAAAACUGACCAACUUAUUGGUCAUUUUCAGGAUUUCAGAAUGUGAUUUUUCAAACGACGAAUGACAUGUUUGCUGAAGUUGAGCUAACUAUUAUAGCAACCUUCGUGAUUUUGUGGCAUCUUUUUCUGCUUUUAGGCUGGCCUGGCCUGGCCUGAGUGUCAAUCGCUCAACAGAACUCUGGAUAUGUGAUGUUAAUAUUCCUGUGCCAAAGUGAAAUAAAUGCCAAUGACUUCA
Molecule: messenger RNA, 2826 nt
Organism: Syngnathus acus (greater pipefish)
Lineage: Eukaryota; Metazoa; Chordata; Actinopteri; Syngnathiformes; Syngnathidae
Gene: alx1
Product: ALX homeobox 1
Exons: 4
Coding region: 391-1311 (306 amino acids)
Biological process (GO): embryonic skeletal system morphogenesis; positive regulation of transcription by RNA polymerase II; negative regulation of DNA-templated transcription
Molecular function (GO): DNA-binding transcription activator activity, RNA polymerase II-specific; RNA polymerase II transcription regulatory region sequence-specific DNA binding
Source: RefSeq, a predicted model, not a curated record